This is a messenger RNA of Daphnia magna, 1734 nucleotides long. RefSeq lists its product as uncharacterized. The coding region runs from base 358 to 1734 and encodes 458 amino acids. The transcript has 5 exons. NCBI's taxonomy places the organism in Eukaryota, Metazoa, Arthropoda, Branchiopoda, Diplostraca, Daphniidae. The record is from RefSeq and is a predicted model, not a curated record.
CGAGCUUCACGAGAGCUUGAGCUUUAGCUCAAAAGCUCACUCAUUUUAUGAGCUUUGAGCUUGAGCUUCGCUCUUUUUGAAAAAGUGUGAGCUUGAGCUUGAGCUUUUGCCUCAUGAGCGGAAGCUCACGCUUGUGGCGCCAUCUAGCGGUCAAAAUUGGAAGUGGUUGCCGAAAUGAGACAAGUCUCCACGUUUGGAGGUGGAAAGCUGUCAGUGCUACUUGCUAAUAGCCUAGCCUAUACUAGUUGCUUAUGCUUACAGUUACAGCUUAGUGAUUGAACUGAACAAGUAAAAACAUAAACUUGAAAUCUGAAACUGAAAGUCUUAAACUCUUUAGAGAGUAGAGACUAAUGAGAAAUGGCGUCAAAAAAGCGAACAGCUUCUACAAGUGUACAAAGUCAAAGUCAUGUGGGUGCUGUAGGUGGUGCUGAUCAAGUGGAUUGUGAAACUGUAAAUGUAGAGAAUAAUGAUUCUGGCAGCGAUGAAAGCAAUGAGUUCAGUGAGAAUAACAGGCAUAAUGAGACCCCUGCUAGUACUUCUGCAGGACAUCCAUGGACCAAAGGGACUAUUGAGCUGCCAACCAAAUUCUUCCAGUUCAUCGAGCUUACAAAAAAUGGGAAAGGGUUUUUUGUUAAAUGUUUGAAGUGCCACGAGUUCAAAACUGCCUACAACAAGAAAGGGAAAAUAGAGUUGUUAUCUGUUACCAGGAACUCUGUGUAUAACGCAAGAAGACAUAUGGAGCUUAAGCACCCUGAAUGUCUGGAAGAAUUCAAUUCGCUCUGGUCUGAAAAAGGAAAAGACCUCAACAAGACGAACAAAAAUGCUGACAAGUCACAAUUGAAGCAACCUAAAAUAGUUGGACAUUUAUUGGAUGGCACUUCGAGAUUUAAACAGAUAAGAACUCAGGAUGAAUUAGAUAAAGCAAUUUUGAACCAUAUCAUCACUGGUCUGCUUCCUUUUAGUGAAGUGGAUAAAGAGGGGUUUAAGCAGCUUGUUGGUGGCUUGAUUGGUCCACUGUCAAUCAGAAGUCGCCCGUUCAUGGUUAAACUUUUAAAUAAGCAGUAUCAACAAAGUAAGGAAAAUCUGAUUUUAGAACUACCAAAAGCCAGCCAUGUGUCAACAACAGCUGAUUGUUGGACGGCUCAUCAAAAAAGUUUCCUAGGGAUGACGGUUCAUUGGCUGGAUGUGGACGAAGUGACUAGACAAAGCGCUUGUCUUGGCGUCCGCCGAAUUUUUGGAUCCCAUACUUAUGAUGUGCUGGCCAAAGCAAUUUCAGAGAUGCAUAAAGAGUUCAAAAUCUCCGCAAAAGUUAACCUAACUAUUACAGACAACGGAUCAAACUUCUUGAAAGCAUUCCGGAUGUUCCAAGCAAAAGAUGCUGGAAAUGAAAGAGCAUCUAAGGAAGCCAGCGACGAAGACUGUUUUGAAGAGGAAGAAGAGGAUGAUUUUGUCUUAGUCGACAUCGGAGAAAUAAUUGAGAGUCAUACUUGUACGUCGGAAGCAAGAGUCUCAAAUGGAAGCAGCGGAGGACAGAUGGAUGGACUUGAAGAUGGAUCAGACCCUGACGAUGAAGAGGAGGUGGAGCGCAUUAUUCUUCCUCCACAUAUGCGCUGCACUUGUCAUACGCUAAACCUCGUUGCAACCACGGAUGUGGAGAAAAUUCGUAAUCGUCAAUUUUUAAAGAUUAAAAAAUCUCUCGACCUCAAGUUGAAGAGUAGGGGAGAGGGGGGCUAG